AGGAACAGUUGGUGGAUGGCUCACCAACAGAUGCAGAGGAGAAGACGUCGCCGGGUCGCGCAGAGAAACAUGGCGCCACUUGCAAGGGUCGACGAGAGGCUGCUGGUGUCAUCGCUCUCCUGGGCGUCGGGGCCAGUCUGUUCGCCUUGACCACAGCAGUCCAUCAACUGCGGCCAUCCAACGGGUUGCCCCAGUUUUUCCCCAAGGACAGCAACCUGGGCGGUCUACAGGAGCUCCAACUGCGAUUUGGCAACGAGACCAGCGUGAACAUGCAGGAGAUGGCCAUGUGCAAUGGACAAGUGCAGACCUCCUGCAGGCCGAGAGAUCUCCCAAGCCUUCCGCUGCCGAGGCCAUCAGUGAAACCUUCCCGACCUGCCAGACCUUCCCGACCUGGCAGACCCUCGGGCAGGCCACAGCCGCCACCUCCACAGCAACCCAGGCCAGUGACUUCAGCGCCGACGCAAGGGCCGCCGCGGCGGCCGCUCGAGCUGGGUGAGGACUACAACGUUCGCUUGCGGGUGCAGGGCCCUGCAGAUCCGCAGGAGCUUGAAGUCCUGCGAGUUACUUGGCAUCUCCAACUAAAGCAGGUCAUUGACCUGCGCGACCAGCGCAUUCUGGUGGACUGGUUUCACGAGACGCUCCAAACAGCCCGACAGGAGAAGAUCCUGACGGCCUUGAAGUUGAAGCCAGAAGAUUUGGAGUUCGAGGUUCAGGCGGUGCCGGAUGGAUCGGGCCGCCGCUUGGAGGAGCUCGAGGUGACCCUCCACUUCCAGCACUUGUCGACGCAGCAGGAGCACCAGAUCCAAGACUUUCUCAAGCAGAAUCAGGAGCUCUUGCAAGCCUUCGGCGCCAAAGACGUGAUCACAACGGUCCCGCCCUCCCGCGCGACGGAACCCAUGCCCGAACCCAUGCCCGAACCCACGCCACAGGCCAAGACCUCCUCCCUAACAGUGGCCAGGACGACUACACCGCCGACCCGGCCGACGACUCGACGGCCGACGACGGUAGAGCAUCCAGCGACCACACGUGCACCAACCACACCGAGGUCACCAAGCGCCAGCACAUUGACCACCACCUUUCCCGUUUUACACCUUCAGAAGCGUGGCAUGGCCAAAGAUCGCCAAGCCCAAGUUUUCGUGGUCUUUGGAUUUCGGCAGGUGCCCGGCAGCUACAACUAUGUGCUCGAUGACUCCUUUGAUCUCUCUGCGCGCGAGGCGCAACUGGCCGUGGUGGAGUUCUGCAAGCUCUUGAGGCUCGAGAAGGCCUUGAAGGUAGUGCCUGGAGUGGGAAACUGCUGGCCUGAGAAGAUGAAGAUGUACAUGAACAUGCGCCAUUUGCCAUGGCCCACCUACAAUUUCUUCCCGGCACUGCAGCGCUUCGUGCGUGAGUCCGAGAAGUGGGUGGGUGAGCAUGUGGGCAUGGAUCAAGGUGCAGUGCAAUGGUGUCAAAUGGACUUCAACGUGGAAGUCGACAUUUGGAGUUCUGGACGACAAGUGCAGCCCUAUAUGGAUCUGUGGGACGAGACGGUAAGCCGCGUGCUGCGCGCAGCCAGCGAGAAGUAUCCAGGCUCUGCAGCCUAUUUGGGCUCUCCGGUGCCGGUCUCGGAUCUCUUUCAGCGAGCAGAGGCGGAAAACCGCGUGGUGAAUUCCGCCCUGUCCAGCUGGGUGGUCAGCGUGGGAUGUGCCUUGGUAGCUUUGGCCUUCUUCACUCGGAGCUGUUGGCUUUCCGGCCUCGCUUGCUUUGCCAUGCUCUCGACUGCGGCCUGUAGCCUCUUCUUCAUUACCAGCGUCUUCCACUGGAGUUUCGGUCUCAUGGAGGCGGUGUCGCUCAUCAUCUUCUGCGGCUUCUCGGUGGACUAUCCGCUGCACGUGGUUCAGGCCUAUGUGCAGGAACGCCAGAAAGGCGCCCACAUUCGCCAUGCCUUGCGGGAGGUCGGCAGUGCUGUCGCCUCAGGCUGUGUGACCACGUGUGGCGCAGCGCUGUUUCUGCUGUUCUGCCAGAUCCGCAUCUUCACGCGCUUCGGCCAGGUCUUGGUGGUGAACAUGCUGUGCUCCUUGAUCUUUGCACUGCUAUGGAUCCCUGCUGUCUUGGAGCUCUGCAGGCCGAACGUCACGCCUGUAUCUAAGGACGAGGAAGGCUUUGCCAUGGGCUUGCUGGGUGAGUCCGCAGGAUCCGCAGGUCGCCGAAGCACUCCAGGCCCCUCUGCACGUGACGAUCGGCUGAUGCUGGAGAUGGAAGAGUCUGAGGCUGGAGGUUUUUCAGCGCUGCAAGGCCGGGAGCGCCUGCUCCGCGGAGCGGUGCUGGGUACGGACUUCCUCCGCCGGGGUCCGGAACAUCGGCGAAACCGGCCACCACACGGUGAGUCGGAGUGAGGUGGCCAUUGGAACCUGAGUGAUUCCUGGCCGGAGUCAUAUCAUGGGCUUUUUCCGAUCAAACAGAGGUCAUAUCACGGGUUCUAGGAUGUUCUAUGGUAUAUACAGGACCCCCCCUUAGAUGGUGACGGUCGGAGCUGGAAGCAACCUGUCUGUGUUCAUUAGACUCACGGUUGUAGAGUUGUAGAAAGAUGCACUCAAUCCACACUGAGAUUCAGAUGCUGAAGCUUGAAUACAUUUCUAGCAUUCUCUUUAUGAUGGGAUUGAUUGC
This is a messenger RNA of Durusdinium trenchii, 2643 nucleotides long. NCBI's taxonomy places the organism in Eukaryota, Dinophyceae, Suessiales, Symbiodiniaceae. The record is from the annotation of a GenBank genome assembly.